GGAGCGGGGUGGAUCGUGCGCCGCUCCUGGAGCGGAGAGAGGAGCGCGGCGCGGCCCAGCUGGGCGAGACUCUUCAUUUGCCAGUUCCCUGCCUGGGCAGUGAUAACCAUGGGCAGUGUGUUCCUAACAGAAAACAAAGCCAACUCUGUGUUAAAAAGAUACCCAAGAGCCAAUGGAUUUUUGGAAGAGCUAAAGCAAGGGAACAUAGAGCGUGAGUGCAUAGAAGAAAACUGUACCUAUGAGGAAGCAAGAGAAGCUUUUGAAAAUGAUGACAAGACAAGAGAGUUCUGGAAAGGCCACACAAAUGGAGGACUCCAGGGAGAAAGUAACACAGGACAUCAUUGGUAUACAUUUUACCUCGCAUUUCCAUUAAUCAUUGGCCUUUUUGUUAUCCUCCUUAUCAUAUUUCUCACAUGGAGAUGCCUGUUUAAAAAGAAAAUCCGUAGACAGUCUGUAUACAUGCAUAGGGGAGCCCGCGAAGCCAUUGGUGAUAGUGCUGUGGCUGAUGGUAGAAGUCCUCUUCCCCCGCCACUCAGCAUUGUUCAUUCCCCACAGGAAGAAAUGUAUGAAGGCAGUGGGCUGUCUCCAGGAUAUUUGGGCUCUCCAGAUGGACGUUCAGACUCAAUAUCAACAAGGCUGUCAAAUGGUGACCCUCCUCCUUCAUACGAGGAAGCCACUGCCGAAACCAGCAUAAGAAAUGAAAUGGAGCAUCACUUAGAUCCACCCCCACAGUAUGAAGACAUUGUAAACUCCAGCUCAGCUAGUGCCAUUGCAAUACCUCCUGUUGUCACCAGUAUUAAGUAAAGCAGGAAGAAUAGUAGCAACUUUUUUAAAAAUUACUAAGAGAAUUUUGUGGCACUUUAAUGCAGCUUACUACUGUUUAUAUAAUUUAAUGGACUCCUACUGUGUACCUCUUCCCUGUUUUGUUCCAUCUGCAUGUGUUCCCAUGCCAGUUUUAAAGAUGGGGGAAUCCAUACUGAGAAUAUGAAGCAGGUACAAAUGUGGUCUUCUGUGCAUACCUCUCAAAUGUCCCUCUGAGGGUUGUCAUUUAUUUUAGUCUAAAUGUUGCCUACGUUCCACACAAAUUUGAUGUCCCCUCCCUUUUAGUGUUGAAAAUUAUUUACAUCAGAAUCAAACACUGGUAACAGCAAGUUAUUUAAACCAAAGGACCAUGUCCUACAACAUUUUAAGUUUCUUGCAUGAAUAUUUUGUCUUUCAUUUUGGGUCUUUGUCACAUAGUGUAUCCUACACUUGGGCCUUGGAAGGCUGAGAAAAGUAUUUGUGUGUGAACAAACAUCAACAUAGCAUAUUCACCCAGCUUAAAUAUGAUACUUCAGGGAUUGCAGUAAGUGAGACUAAGAAAUUUUGGAACACAUCAGCUGUACUUGUACAGAGGGCAGUAAUUAAGUGAAUUUUGCAAUUGGAAAAAACGAUAGCCUAAUGUUCUUAUCCCCUCUGUUCUCCAUCCUUCCCUCCAGUUAGUCCUGUUUAUGAUGAUGUCUUGUUUCCGGAAUGUCUGAUUAUUUUUUUUUUUAUUUUUUAUUUUAAGUGAAUUUAGUUCUUGUGAAAGGUACUAGAUUGACAGCUCUAGAAAUUAAAGUUCCAGCUGCACUGCAGACCAGUUAAUGCACUGCCUCUGGGCACACAGUAACAAACCAAUGUGCCUCAUCACUGACAUGCCGAAACCGCCUAGAAGGGGAUGAUCAUAGUUUACUCUUCAUGCCAACACAAAUAGUGGUCUCUUCUGAGUCUGCCAACAGGCUGCCAGUUGCAAUGGUCUUUUAUUUAUGUGGAUUUCUUUCCCUACGAAAUGCAUGGUGAUCACUCAUUUCACAUAGGCCAUUAAGCAGUUGUCAGAUAACCUCUGGUCAUUUCCAGUCUGCUCUGGAUUUAUGCCAAUGACUGAAAGUUGUAAUGCUCAGUAUUCCACUACCAGUCUCUUGAACCAACCAAACCCCUGUUUUAACUGGCUAAUGUUCCUGAACUACAGUGUGUUGCAACA
Messenger RNA from Terrapene triunguis (Three-toed box turtle), 2002 nucleotides. Its product is annotated as transmembrane gamma-carboxyglutamic acid protein 1-like. Gene Ontology annotation, cellular component: extracellular region. NCBI's taxonomy places the organism in Eukaryota, Metazoa, Chordata, Testudines, Emydidae. Bases 109 to 804 code for a protein of 231 amino acids. The transcript has 4 exons. The record is from RefSeq and is a predicted model, not a curated record. Gene Ontology annotation, molecular function: calcium ion binding.